This is a messenger RNA of Dentiscutata erythropus, 233 nucleotides long. Lineage: Eukaryota; Fungi; Glomeromycota; Glomeromycetes; Diversisporales; Gigasporaceae. The record is from the annotation of a GenBank genome assembly.
ACAAAAUGGAAAAACAACAAAUUCAUUCACAAGACAGUAAACUAGCAAAUAACAGCUCAAGUGAAAAUGUAAGCUGGGCAGACAUAAGCGAAACUAAUGCAGCCAAAGAGUGUAAUGUACGUGUUUUAGAAUCAACUGAUGUAAACAAACAAACUGAUAACCUGCAUGUGAGUGCAAAAACACAUGAUUCAAUAGAAUCAAAAAUCCCGGACCUGCAAUCAGACCCAGUCUAA